AUGCCAAUGUCACAACAAAAUAAUCACACACCGACACGGUUGUACCCUCUUAGUCUUGGGCAAAAUUCUAACCAACCAGCGCCCUACUCCAUGCACACCAUUGAGGAUAUAAGUCUGCCACGACCCCGUUUCUUGUAUCCCGAAAUAGACACGGUUCUUGAAACAGCCAAUUUACUUGAUUUGAGCGACACCGAUACCGACAGCAUUACUUCGUCACAGGAGAUUCAGACUGUUAGAGUCAGGGGCGUAUUGGGUACACUCCGUCACACAUUUUGGGGAAAAGUUCGUUUCUUGCGUUUCAAAAACAACCUGAGAAACACAGUGAGACCCAAUAGGGACCGCAUUAGACGUGCUGACCCAAGACUAAAGAACCAGGAAAACGAGUUGCAGUCUCCGUUUGAAACCCCAAUUUCGACUGGAACUGUAUCUGAGAGUGAGUCUGCCAUGUCUCUUCAGCGGUACGAUACAGCACCGUCCAACUUUGCAGCGCAGAUAUACAACGACCCCGCACGCAACAACGGUACUGAAAACCUCGUCCGCAUUAAUGGCCAGCCCAACUAG
Molecule: messenger RNA, 561 nt
Organism: Meyerozyma guilliermondii ATCC 6260
Lineage: Eukaryota; Fungi; Ascomycota; Pichiomycetes; Serinales; Debaryomycetaceae
Exons: 1
Coding region: 1-561 (186 amino acids)
Source: RefSeq, a predicted model, not a curated record